Nannospalax galili (Upper Galilee mountains blind mole rat) is the source of this 1873-nucleotide messenger RNA. RefSeq names its product putative dimethylaniline monooxygenase [N-oxide-forming] 6. Gene Ontology annotation, molecular function: NADP binding; N,N-dimethylaniline monooxygenase activity; flavin adenine dinucleotide binding. Bases 104 to 1705 code for a protein of 533 amino acids. The record is from RefSeq and is a predicted model, not a curated record. NCBI's taxonomy places the organism in Eukaryota, Metazoa, Chordata, Mammalia, Rodentia, Spalacidae. The transcript has 8 exons.
GUGAAGAUCAUGGCACAUCAAUCUUGACUGAUAAUUUCUACUGAAAACAACGUAAGCAUUAAAGGACAGUCUUCUGAAGAAAUUCUUUUGAUAGUCUCUAACCAUGGUCAAAAAAGUGGCCAUCAUCGGAGCUGGGGUCAGUGGCUUGGCUGCCAUACGGUGCUGUCUGGAGGAAGGGCUGGAGCCCACCUGCUUUGAAAGGAGCAAUGAUGUUGGAGGCUUGUGGAAAUUCUCGGACCAUGCAGAGGAAGGAAGGGCCAGCAUUUAUCAGUCGGUAUUCACCAAUUCCUCCAAGGAAAUGAUGUGUUUUCCAGACUUCCCCUAUCCUGAUGAUUACCCAAACUACAUGCACCACAGCAAGCUCCAGGAAUACAUAAAGACAUUUGCUCAAAAGAAGGAUCUUUUGAGAUACAUACAAUUUGAGAGUCUGGUCUCCAGUAUAAAGAAAGGCCCCAGCUUCUCAGUCACUGGCCAGUGGGUUGUUGUUACUGAAAAGGAUGGGAAGCAAGACUCUAUUCUCUUUGAUGCUGUAAUGAUUUGUUCAGGACAUCAUGUGUACCCCAAUAUGCCAACUGAGUCUUUUCCUGGCCUAGACAAUUUUCAGGGAAAGUACCUGCAUAGUCGGGAUUACAAGGGGCCAGAAAACUUCAAAAGGAAGAGAGUCCUCGUGAUUGGUUUGGGGAACUCAGCGUCAGACAUCGCUGUUGAACUUAGUCGUCUGGCUGCACAGGUAUUUAUCAGCACCAGAAGUGGUUCCUGGGUCAUGAGUCGAGUUUGGGAUGAUGGCUAUCCUUGGGACAUGGUAUACGUUACCCGUUUUGCAUCCUUCCUCCGGAAUGUCCUGCCUUCAUUUGUCUCUGACUGGUUAUAUGUCAAGAAGAUGAAUACUUGGUUUAAGCAUGAGAACUAUGGCCUGAUGCCUUUAAAUGGUCCCCUGAGGAAAGAGCCCGUGUUCAAUGACGAGCUCCCAUCUCGUAUCCUGUGUGGCACUGUGUCCAUCAAGCCCAGUGUGAGAAAGUUCACAGAGACCUCCGCUGUGUUUGAAGAUGGAACCAUGUUUGAGGCCAUUGACUACGUCAUCUUUGCAACAGGCUAUGGUUAUGCCUACCCCUUCCUAGAUGACUCCAUCAUCAAAAGCAGAAACAAUGAGGUCACUUUGUUUAAAGGCAUCUUCCCUCCUCAACUAGAGAAAUCAACCAUGGCAGUGAUUGGCCUCGUCCAGUCCCUUGGAGCUGCCAUCCCCACAGCCGACCUGCAGGCCCGCUGGGCUGCUAAAGUAUUUUCAAGCACAUGCACUCUGCCAACUACAAGUGAAAUGAUGGAUGACAUCGAUGAGAAAAUGGGGAAGAAACUCAAAUGGUUUGGCCAAAGCCAUACUUUGCAGACAGAUUACAUCACAUACAUGGAUGAGCUGAGCGCCUUCAUUGGGGCCAAGCCUAACAUACCCUGGCUCUUCCUGACUGAUCCUCAGCUGGCCCUGGAGGUGUACUUUGGCCCUUGCAGUCCAUAUCAGUUUCGACUGGUGGGACCAGGGAAGUGGGAUGGGGCUAGAAAUGCCAUCCUGUCCCAAUGGAACCGGACAGUGAAGCCAACCAGAACAAGGGCUGUCAGUGAAGCUCAGAGGCCCCAGCACCUUCACAACUUGCUAAAAAUACUUUCAGUCCCAGUGUUCCUUCUGGCUGUUUUGCUCACAUUUUACAAAUGAUAAAAUCUUCUGGGUACCAGAGUUCAGACCAGAAAUGUAAUCACAAAGUACAACAUGCACAUAGACACACAUAAUCACUACCGAGCCCCUCCUUUCCUUCCUGCAGUUGUAAAAACUGAACCCUGGAUCAUUUGAAUCAAAGCAUAAAAAUAAAAUGGAAAAUACCCA